GUCACAACAUGUUUUUUCAGCUGCAACAUACGUUCUGUCCAUUUUGAGUUCUGAAUUGAAUUCAUUCUCAUUCUCAUAACAAUUCUCUCUCUGAAAUCAACACUCCCUAUAUUCUUUCCGCGCGUUUCGAUCUUCAUUAUCUAAUGGAUCCAUUUCACCAAAACGACGCUUCUUCAUCUUUUCCACUGUCGUCGUCUACUCCUCCUCAACAACAACAACAACAACGCACUUUCUUAUAUUCACGUUCCUCUUCUUCUUCUUCCAACGACAACGACGACGUUUCAUCCUCCAAUUCUAUUCAUUCCACCAACCGCCGUCUCGAUUGCAUGCUCCAAUUCCUCGACCGUAAACUCACUAUCUCCGACCACCUCCCUCUCCCUGAAUUCAUCGCCAAAGGCGGCGGUGCCGGAAUCUUCAAACCUCCUCUCCGCGCCGCCGUACACCCUUCCCGUCCUCCUUUUCUCGAAUUACGUCCCCAUCCCUUACGCGAGACUCAGAUUGGACGCUUUUUGCGUAACAUUGUUGCUACGGAUUCGCAAUUAUGGUCCGCGACUGAACGUGGACUACGGUUCUGGAAUUUUAAAGAUCUAUACGCGUCGUGGUACGGCGAAGAAGGUCUUGUGAGGAGUGGUGAUGAAGAGAGUGCGCCGUUCCGUGAAUCGCUUUUGACUUCUCCGGCGAUUUGUUUGGUUGCGGAUGAAGGGAAUAGGUUGGUGUGGAGUGGACAUAAAGAUGGAAAGAUUCGCUGUUGGCAAAUGGAUUCUCAGAAUUCCGAUUUUAACCACAAAUUAUCUUGGCAAGCUCAUCGUGGACCUGUUCUUUCAAUCACAAUCACUUCUUAUGGGGAUCUGUGGUCGGGUUCAGAAGGAGGGGUUAUAAAAAUAUGGCCUUGGGAGGCUGUUGAAAAAUCUAUUCAUCUGACAGAGGAGGAAAGGCACAAGGCUGUCAUAUUCAUCGAGAGAUCAUAUGUUGACUUGAGGAGCCAGCUAUCUACAAAUGGCUACAAUAACAUGCUAGCUUCAGAUAUAAAGUACUUAGUAUCGGAUAAUUCAAAGGCAAAGGUGUGGAGUUCUGGGUAUUUUUCAUAUGCUUUAUGGGAUGCUCGCACAAGAGAGUUGUUGAAAGUUUUCAAUUCAGAUGGCCAAAUGGAGAAUCGAUCAGACUUGCCUUCAAUGCAAGACUUUCCGGUCGACCUUGUUUCAAGUUCUAGGAAAGACAGAAACCAAAGUUCCAUUGGGUUCUUUCAGCGCUCACGUAAUGCCUUAAUGGGGGCAGCCGAUGCUGUUCGCCGAGUUGCAGCAAAGGGAGCCUUUGGAGAUGAGAAUCGGAGAACUGAAGCACUUGUAGUAACAAUUGAUGGAAUGAUUUGGACAGGAUAUUCAAGUGGCUUGCUGGUGCAAUGGGAUGGAAAUGGCAAUCGCAUACAGGAUUUUAUUUACCACCCAUUUGCUGUUCAAUGUUUUUGUACUUAUGGAAUGCAAAUUUGGGUAGGUUAUGCGUCUGGCAUUGUCCAGGUAUUGGACCUGAAGGGUAACCUGAUUGGGGGUUGGGUGGCUCAUAGCUGUCCAAUUGUAAAAAUGACAGUUGGAGUUGGCUAUGUAUUCACAUUGGCUAACCACGGUGGCAUACGAGGAUGGAACAUCACCUCUCCAGGACCUCUUGAUAGCAUUUUGUGUUCAGAAUUGGGCGGCAAAGAGUUUUUAUAUACUAAAAUAGAAAACAUAAAAAUAUUGAGUGGCACUUGGAAUGUUGGACAAGGAAAAGCAUCUCAAGAUUCCCUUACUUCAUGGCUAGGUUCUGUGGCCUCAGAUGUUGGCCUUGUUGUUGUUGGGUUGCAAGAGGUUGAAAUGGGUGCUGGAUUUCUUGCAAUGUCUGCAGCUAAAGAAACUGUAGGACUGGAGGGUAGUUCUGCUGGGCAGUGGUGGCUGGAUAUGAUAGACAAAACACUGGAUGAAGGUUCAACAUUUAAACGAAUUGGAUCCAGGCAACUUGCAGGCUUGGUCAUUGCUGUGUGGGUUAAAACAAACAUUACACUUCAUGUUGGGGAUGUUGAUGCGGCAGCAGUUCCAUGUGGCUUUGGACGUGCUAUUGGAAAUAAGGGAGCUGUUGCUUUGAGGGUUAGAGUGUAUGAUCGGAUUAUGUGCUUUGUUAAUUGUCACUUUGCUGCACAUUUAGAUGCUGUUGGUCGUCGCAAUUCAGAUUUUGAUUAUGUAUACCGAACUAUGUCCUUUAGUCGACCAACAAACCUCUUAAAUACAACACCUGCUGGAACUUCAGCUUCUAUUCCAAUGUUUCGUGGUACAAAUCCUGCAGAAGGGAUACCUGAGUUAUCUGAGGCAGACAUGAUUGUAUUUCUUGGUGAUUUGAACUAUCGUCUUGAUGACAUUUCAUAUGAUGAAGCAAGAGAUUUUGUUUCUCAAAGAUGCUUUGAUUGGCUUAGAGAAAGGGAUCAGCUUCGAGCAGAAAUGGAAGCUGGGAAUGCCUUCCAAGGAAUGCGUGAAGCAGUGAUAACAUUUCCUCCCACAUACAAGUUUGAACGACACCAAGCUGGUUUGGCAGGGUAUGACUCUGGUGAAAAGAAACGCAUCCCUGCCUGGUGUGACAGAAUUUUGUAUCGUGACAGUCGCUCUUCUUCGGUUGCUGAAUGCAAUUUGGAGUACCCUGUUGUCUCUUCAGUAUUGCAGUACGAAGCCUGCAUGGAUGUCACAGAUAGUGACCACAAGCCUGUGCGCUGCAUCUUUUCUACAGAUAUUGCUCGAGUAGAUGAACCAAUACGGAGACAGGAGUUUGGAGAAAUUCUCGAGUCAAAUGAGAAAAUAAAAUGUCUUCUGAAAGAAUUGUACAAGAUUCCUGAAACCAUCAUAAGUACAAACAACAUAAUUCUUCAAAACCAGGACACAUUAAUUUUGCGUAUUACUAAUAAAAGUACAGAAGACAAUGCUUUGUUCGAAAUAAUUUGCGAAGGGGAGACUACUGUACUGGAGGAUCAGAAGGCAACAAACCAUUACUUGAGAGGUUCUUUUGGAUUGCCUAGGUGGCUUGAGGUAAGUCCUGCAACUGGUAUUAUAAGACCAGAUCAGAUUAUUGAGGUAUCAGUGCAUCAUGAGGAAUUUCAGACUCAGGAAGAGUUUGUUGAUGGUGUUGUACAAAACUCUUGGUGUGAAGACUCCAGAGACAAGGAAGCAAUUUUGAUUGUUAAGGUGCAUGGGAAUUACGCUAUUCAGACAAGAAAUCACCGAGUGCGUGUUCACCACUGUUAUUCAUCCAAGAAAAACCAAUUGACUCAACCAAACGGAUCCAGGCAUGUCCAAGGAAGUGUACUUCACCGAUCUGAUUUCCAACGUUUGAGCAAUUCAUUUGAUGUGGUUGACCAGCUGCAUAAAUUGCAUAGCCCUUGAAACACCAAUUAAGGGAGCUUGUGGUUGAACUUGAAUCAUGGAGCUGAUUGAUCUGUACAGAGAAAGCAAAUGCAAGGCAAUAAGUAGCUUACGAUACCAUUUUAUUCCGAAAGGAGCUCAAUUUAACCUGUAAAUGUCUAUCUACCAUACUAAACAGCCGAAGCUACAAUUGAAAGGGAAAAUUCAGUGGCAUGUUAGGGCAGUUGAAGAUACUAUUGUUAAGUUUGUCUUUUAGACGAUGGUUGCUUCUAACAAAUAUUUUGGAGCUUCAUAGUUUCUAGCAUCUCAUUAUUUGUUUGGAAUUUUGUGUAAUGGAAGUCCAUUUGUUAACGACUUCCUACUUCCUAAAGUAUGCGACCUUCAUUAAAUACAAUAUACAUAUAUAAUAUAAAAAGACCAUGGAUUGUUGGUUAAAAAAAAAUCCGACGACGUUUGUGGCCCUUUAAA
This is a messenger RNA of Medicago truncatula (barrel medic), 3845 nucleotides long. RefSeq names its product type II inositol polyphosphate 5-phosphatase 15. Gene Ontology annotation, biological process: phosphatidylinositol dephosphorylation. Bases 144 to 3398 code for a protein of 1084 amino acids. Gene Ontology annotation, molecular function: protein binding; phosphatidylinositol-4,5-bisphosphate 5-phosphatase activity. The transcript is spliced from 12 exons. The record is from RefSeq and is a predicted model, not a curated record. Lineage: Eukaryota; Viridiplantae; Streptophyta; Magnoliopsida; Fabales; Fabaceae.